This is a messenger RNA of Hibiscus syriacus, 2415 nucleotides long. RefSeq lists its product as uncharacterized. The coding region runs from base 83 to 2137 and encodes 684 amino acids. The record is from RefSeq and is a predicted model, not a curated record. The transcript has 6 exons. Lineage: Eukaryota; Viridiplantae; Streptophyta; Magnoliopsida; Malvales; Malvaceae. Gene Ontology annotation, molecular function: chromatin binding.
CUCUCGAAUUUUGAAACCCUUUUUUCUAAAAUUCCCAUAUUUCCCUUGGAAACUUUUUCUUUUUUCUUUCCCGGUGCUUCUGAUGGAGGGAUUCGCAGUGGCGUCGACGGCAAAGCCGUCAUCGAGUACGACGGCGUAUGUGAGCUGGGAGGAGGUGAAUGUUUUAAGCAAUAAAGGAAGGAGGGAGGUUCAUUAUUAUUUGAAGAGAAAGGAUGGCGUUUCAGAUCUGGCUGUGAUUGGCAGAGAGAAGAGCUUGAGGCACAUGUCUUAUCAUUUCGCUAUUAAGAACCGCUCCCUUUUCUUCUCUUCGACUUCCUUCUACAAGCUUAAGUCUCGCCGGGAGGUUGUCUAUUGGCUUAAUUCUGUCGUUUCCGAUUCACCCUCUCGUGGCUUACACUGUUCCGUUGAUGGCAUUUGGAGUGGAAAAAAUGUGAAAAGUAUGGAAUUUGGUGCAGUCAAGGAUCUUCAAUCACAGAAACUCGUCCAUUACUCUAAAGAAGUUUUGUGGUUAGGUUCUUCAUGGACAUGCAAGAGAAAAAGGAAACACUAUCAGUCUUUCUGUAGGAAUGGCGUAAUAAUUUCGGUUCACAACUUUGUUUAUGUCUUAGCUGAGGAGGAUAAACGACUUGUUGCCUAUUUGGAAGAUUUAUAUGAAGACUCUAGAGGCAACAAGAUGGUUGUGGUUCGAUGGUUUCACAAAAUUGACGAGGUUGAUAUUGACGUUGGGCACAAUUAUAAUAGCAGGGAAAUUUUCUUUUCUCCUUGCCUUCAAGAUCUCAGUAUUGAAUGCAUUGAUGGAUUGGCUACAGUCCUUUGUCCUGUGCAUUUUAAGAAUUUUUUUAAUGAGGCCAAGCAUACCCUGCUGGAGCCAUUUGUAUGCUGUAAGCAAUUUGAAAAUGAUGAUAUCAAGCCUUUUGACGUGUCUCAACUGAAGGGGUAUUGGAAACAAGAUAUGCUUAGAAAUAUGCACAGUCUUUCUACUUUGAAUGACUGUGCACCUUGUCAGCACCGUGCUGAUGAGCAGAAGACAGUGUGGGAUGUUGAUGAUAGUGUUGGUAUCAGACCCAGAAAGAGAUAUCGCCAAUCAAAAGAUGAUGAUGUUGUGAACUUACGUUUUAGUGGCAAUAAAGAGUCAAUGGAAACAUCCCGUGUGGAUCUGCAAGAUGUUCAGAACAGUAAAAAGGAAAACGAGUCUUUCAGUGUUCAGGUUGAUGAGGCUAAGCAAUAUUCCUCUCUGCAUUUAAUAGUAGGUUCGCAGGUAGAAGUGUUAUCUCAAGAUAGUGGUUUGAGAGGGUGUUGGUUUAGAGCUCAUAUAAUCAAGAAGCACAAAAACAAGGUGAAGGUGCAAUACCAAGACAUUCAGGAUGCAGCUGAUGAAGCUAGUAAAUUACAGGAAUGGAUUUUGGCAUCUAAGGUUGCUAGUCCUGAUGAAGUGGGUGUUCGUAUUUCUGGUCGGACAACUAUUCGACCACCUUCUCAGUAUACCAAAGGCAGUGUGUCAUGUAUCGGUGUUGGUUCUGUUGUUGAUGUCUGGUGGCAUGAUGGGUGGUGGGAAGGCCUUGUUGUUCACAAGGAUUCAGAAGAUAAAUUUUGUGUUCAUUUCCCAGGAGAGAAGCGGGAAUCAGUCUUUGACAUUGGUGAUAUAAGACGAUCUCAGGAAUGGGUGGGAAAUCGGUGGAUAAGUAUGAAGGAAAGGUGUGAUCUCGUGGGUAUUGUGCUCCGGUCCGGAAAGCAUAAUGCAAGCAACUCCAAUGAUCCCAAUUUUGACAAAAACACCAUUCGUUGUGAUGGUGGGCAGAUUAUUAAGGAUUCGUCUGAUUGUAAUGAUUCUCCUGGCGAAUCAGGAAAUGAUGGUGCAAAAGAUGAAUGCCUUGUUCCAGAUCUUUCAAAGGAUGAUUGGCUUUCCCAGUUGAAAUGGAAGUCAUCUGGGAAGAGAAAACGUGUGUCUUCGACCCAUGUACGGAAACUGAAUUGCAGUCGGAAUCUCAUCAAAAGCACUGCACGGUCAGUUUCUUCGGAACGAUUUUUGAUCCCUGCAUCCAUGAAAGUCGAUAAUGAUAACUGCAAGUACAUAGGUCAUCCCCUAUUCAGCUCUUCAGUUGUGCCGCCUCUAACAAACAUGGUUAUGACUAGAUGAUUGACCGUUCCUAUUGAAGUGGAGUUGCUUCUUUCUGUUUUGUUUGGAGUUGGCAUUUUGACAAGUCUCUAUUUUCCUGUAUGUAACUUAACCUAUGGGCUCUAAGCUUAAAGAGUCCUGCAAAAUUCAGGUCCAGUGUAAGUUAACCUGGUAGAAUCUCCAACUUAGCAGGCCUCACUUAUUUAGGAUGUUUACAGGAAGAUUUCUGCUUUAUUUGUAUUGUUUAUUUGUUUCUGGUAAUAAAAGUUUUCCAUUAUUUUCUUCAUUCCAUUAUUCAA